This is a messenger RNA of Closterium sp. NIES-67, 5452 nucleotides long. NCBI's taxonomy places the organism in Eukaryota, Viridiplantae, Streptophyta, Zygnematophyceae, Desmidiales, Closteriaceae. The record is from the annotation of a GenBank genome assembly.
UGCAACAUAACGGGACCUCGAGAUUUGCUCCACUGCUUCACUCCACUGUUGGCGCCGCAAGACGCGUUAGUAACGUACACGGGUGUACGUUCCCAUUUCUCUUGCGCUUGUGCAUCUGCCCUCGGCAACCGAGGUACACUCAUUUAUCGUGAUAUCGUAGCUGUGUUGCUCGCUUACCCUAUAUUUCCGUUUCGCAAGCCAUCAGCUCCAGUAGCAGCAAAGCAGCAUGAGCUCGGAUUCCUCGUUUGCGCGGCACGGAAGCGCUGCCAGCUUAAACAGUAGUGACAAUAGCGAAGGCAGCGGCGGAGUGGCGAUCGGAUGUUUCGGCGGAGGCGGAGGCAGGGCGGGGGAUGGGGGGAGUAACAGCGGUAGCACACACAGCAGAAGCGCACAGGGGGACGGAAGCCCUCACAACGGUAACGGGAGCAGCUAUAACGGGGACAGAGCUGUAGAUAGCGUUGCGGGCUUGGCUGGAGGAGGGGCGGAACCGGUGCGCAGUGCGCGGAAGGGUGGCGUGCGCGAAGCGAGGGGGAGCUCGCGGAGGGUACCGCGGGGAGGGUUCUCGUCUCAUUCCGCGAAGCUGCUUCUAUGCGGUCUGGUUCCCUCUCAUGUGCAUGGGGAGGACGAGGGCGAGGAGGAGGAUCAGGAGGAGGAGAAGGAGAAGGAGAAGGGGGGUGGGAGGGAGGAGGAAGGAAGAAAUGAGGCAGAGGGGAAAGAGAGGGAAGGGGAAGCUGAAGAGGCGAAGGAACAGCACGCGAGCAAGCGCGGGGGAGAGGAGGACCUGGAUACUCCCUGCAACCUAUCCUCACCAGUCUGCACCGCUGAAAGCCCUGACGCUAGCGGUAGGCGGAACAGCGACAGUCCAAUCAGUGCGCGUCUAAGAAAAGGCGACGAAUCCGCGUGUGAUUUUAACGAGGCUGGCAGCGCCGGCAGGUCUGGCAGGUGGGGCACCUCGUUAGUAGCACCUCGGACGCUGAGCAGGGUGCUAUCUCUAGGAGGCUCUAAGGCGAAGGCCCAGCUUAAGGACGUGUACCAAAGCUUCAGUAAGGGUUCAGGGAAGGGGGAGCAGGGGGGAGCAAGCCCACAGGAGGGUUCUGUUCGCAGCAAUCUCGGCAGCAGCCGCGGUCGGCGGCAUAGCAGGCGUAGCAGCAGCAGCUUGUUUGGCGAUAGUAACGAAUUCGAGGCCGCUAUUAAGGAGGACACGGCGAACGGGAGUUGCAGCGCGGGCGAGGGGAAGAGAGGCACGAGCAGCAGCAGUACCACGGGGGUUAGUAGCAGCACGGGAUUCGGUAGUCCCCGUCUCGCCCCUAGCCCCAGCCCUACCUCCACACCCUCUCCUCUCCCUAAUUACGCUUGCAAGAGCGCGGUUUCGGGUAUGUGCUCACACCCUUGUGCACAUGCGCCUGCUUGUGAACGCUGCAGCAGCGGUAACCAGAAUGAGUGCGUUAAGCAGAGUGAGCAGGUUAGCCAGAACGAGUGUGGUCAGCAGGGCGGUAGUGAUGAGGUGGUAGUGGAGGGGGGGAGCGGUGUGAGCAGCAGAGAGCGUGGGGAGAUGCGGCCGCAGCUAGGAGACGAGAGGCCGGGUAAGGCUGGUGCGGACGGGGAGGAGGACGGUACGAGGUGCGCGCAUAGAGGGGAAGAAGUGGCGGAAGCGAAGGAAGUGGAGAGCAGGGAUGGAGGGUGGGAUGGUGCACACGGCGGAAGCAAGGGCCUUGAGAGAGGAGCAGACAGUGGGGGUGAGGCUGCUCCUGCUCGUGCUGGUGGUGGGGGUGGUGGGGGUGAGGAGGAUCGAGAGCGAGAGAAGGGUGGUGUGGGAGAGAGUGGUGCGUUGUUAGACGAAGCAGCAGUAGCGGAAGCAGGUGUGCCAUCAGCAGGAGCAGCGGUUUUGCCAGCAGAAGCAGUAACAGCGGCAGAACUUGUGUCAGCAGGAGCAGCAGCAAUCUCGUCAGCUGAAGCAGCGUCAGCAGCAGAAGUUGAAGCAGCAUCGGCAGAAGAAGCUGUAUCAACACAAGCAGCUGUGUCAGCAGCAGCAGAAUCGAAGUCCCUGUCACCAACAGCAGUCACUGCAGCAGUUGCCUUGGUAGGGGCCGCGGCUGCAGUAUCAAGUGCCGAGGACGAGGAGGAGAGAGGAAUGGGAAGGGUGAGAGGAGAAGGCUUGGGAGGUGGUGGCUUGGGAGGUGGUGGCUUGGGAGGUGGUGGCUUGGGAGGUGGUGGCUUGGGAGGUGCGGAAGCCAACGGAGGUGAUUGGGAAGGCGGCGUGGGAGGUGACCAAGGGGGCGACUGGGCUGCUGCUCUGGUGGGGGAACACGUGGAGGACGAGGAGGAGGAGGAGGAUGAGGGGGAUGAGGAGGAGAAGGAGGGGGAGGAGCCAGGGGAGGAAGAGGACGAAGUGGAGGAGGAGGGGGAGAGAGAGGAGGGAGAGGAGGGAGAGGAGGGAGCGGAGAGUGAAGGGGGAGAGGAGGGUGAGGAAGGGGAGGAGGGAGGGGAGGUGGUGUUGGAUCAGAAGGGGAGGGAACAAGGAAAGGAGGAAGGGAGCGAGGAUGGAAGUGAGGAGGAGAGCGAGGAAGAGAAGGGGGAGGGAGGAGAGGGAGGAGACGCAGAGGGAGAGGCAGAGGGAGAGGCAGGAGGAGCAGGGGGAGAAGUUGAUGGGGGUCAAGGGAAGAGUGAGGAAACUGGGAGAGCUAGGGGGAUAGCGAGCGGGGGAGGAGGAUGUGAGGGGGGGAAGGAGGUAUUGGAAUUGGCUAAAGCGCCACUUGAGGGUGGGGAGAAUGAUGGGGACUUGAAUUUCCAACGCAGGAAGGAAGGGGAGGCACGGCACGAGAAGCAGGUGCCCAAGGAGGGAUGUAAGGUGAAGAACAAGCAUUGGGGCAGGCACCGGGCUGUAUCGGCAGACGAGAGGGAGGCGGUUGAGGGGGCAGGUGAGGGGGACGUGGGCUGGAGAAAGGGAAAAGAGCAGGUGUGUGAAGGUGGAGUGGAUAUACAGAAGCGGAGGAAGAAGCGGGUGGGGGAGAAGCGAGGUGGGGAAGCAAGGCACAGGAAGGCAGAGGAGGGGGGGGCGGACGGGGAGGGGAGACGGAGGGAGAGGAAGGCGAAGGAGCAGAGGCGAGAAGCAGCAGGGAAUGAGCACGAGCUCAAGCAUAAGGAUAGGACCGAGCAUAAGCACAAGCAGAAGCACGAGCAUAAGCACGAGCAUAAGCAGAAGCAUGAGCAUGAUCAAGAGCAUGAGCACGAGGGAGCAAGAGGCACGAGCAGCGGCAGGAGGAAAGUGCCCAAGGCAGAGAGGCCUGCAACCAGUGAGCGAACCACGGGGUCCCGGACUCUCAAGCCCGGGUUCGGGAGUGAGAGAGGUAAGAGUGCGGCGGCGGGAGCAGGAGAAGCAGGGGGGAAACCGUCUCUUGCCACGCUGCUUGCUGCGUGCCGCUCCUCCUCCUCCCGCCCUCCCUCCCGCGCCUCCUCCCGGCCUUCCUCCCGCCCAUCCUCCCGGCCCUGCUCGCCCCCAAAACCACCACCGCCAGCAACAGCACUAGCAGCAGCAGCAGCAGCAGCAGCAGCACAUGCAAGCAGCACUGCCGCCCCUGCUUCCUCUGCUGCUGCCAAUGGGCUCCACAUCACCAGCACCAACGCCAGCAGCAGCAGCGGCAGCGGUGGCAGUGGUGCGUCCGCCGCCUAUCCUCUAUCCUUAGGGAGGCGGCUGUCCGCUGAUACUGCCUUUUCUGAGCAGCUCCUCAGGGCCAUGGAACAGGCCGAUCCCCGGUUAGGAGGUAGGCGUGAAUCCGUGGGUGAGCGUGGGAGUGGGAGUGCUCCUGUGGGUCCGUCUGUGAAGGGUGCUGGGGAUGAGUACCAGCAGGGGCAGUAUCAGCAGGGGCAGCAGCAGAGGGAGAGAUCCCAGGAGGCGUGGGCGGACGCACCGUCCUCUGCCAUGUUUGUGAAGGUGCUCAGCUUGGACAGACGGACGGCCAUGAUGGGCCGAGGCGCGGGCACUGCUGCUGCUGCUGCAAGAGGAAGGGAAAGGACGCAUGAAAGGAGCUUUGGACGAGGGGGAGAGGGGGGGCCAGGACACAUGGACGGCCGUUCUCUUCCUCUGUCCUCACACCACCCUCACAUCCCACCCCACCAUCCCCCUCACCUGCACCCUCCUCUGCCCCCCUCCGUUGCUGCUUCUGCAUCCUCGCCUCCUGCUGCUUGUGCCACCAACCCUGAUACUCCCAGCAGCACUGCAAUCAGCCCUCCAUCGACAGCAACCCGCACCUCCCCUUCUACCGCCUUUGCGGCCUCCUCCACCUCGUCUGCUCUCGAGCCUACCGCUGCUCGUCGCCUGCUUGGCAGUCGCAUGGCAGCACAGGCUCUUGCUUCCCCUGCCACUGGCGCCACCUCUCCUUCAUUGUCUCACCCCACUGCUGCUGUCGCCACUGCUGCUCCCGCUGCUGCUCCCGCUGCUCCCGCUGCUGGUGCUUCUCCAUUUCCGUUGUCCCGCCCGCCGAUAGCAUCGUUCCCUUCCUCUCGCUCCGUGGGUGGUGCUUUUGCGCCCUCCUCCCGCCGCCCCUCCACUGCUUCUACCUAUGCAGGGGGCAUGACAGAUAGCAGCACAUGGAGAGCAUGCAACAUUGGCGGGGGAAGGAGAGCGGGUGGCAACAGGACCAGGGACCUACGCAGGGUUAGCGAGGGGAGGAUUGACAGCGAUAGUGACAGUGGGAGUGACAAUGGCGAGGGUGCUUAUGGGAGGGAGGAGGACAGCAGUGACGGUUUUUCCUCUGAUGGUUUUGACUCCCCUUCCCCGUCUCGUUCUCACGGCGCGUCUGCUGCUGCUGCACCCUCGCUUACCCCGCCUCCUGGCUCGAGUUACCAAAGCUCACGUGCCGUGAGGAGGAGAGGAGGAGGGAGGGAUACCCGAGGGGGGGAUGACUUGGAGUUUAUGGCAACGCACUGGCCGCUGCCUGUGCUGCUGGAAAGAGGCAGCCCGGCGAGGAGGCAGGGAGAGGUGAUCGCAGCACGAGUGGUGGUAGAGCGUCAGCAGAGGACUGGGCGGGUGCAACAGAUGGGACGUGAGAUGGAGCAGUGGGGAGAGGAUGAGGAUAGGGGUGGGGAAGAGGGAGAGGAUGAGGAUGGGAAUGGGCGAGGAGGAGUGGUAACAAAGCAGGGGAUGCUGAAGGAGUUGUACGGGCAGGAUGAGGAAGAUGUCCAAGGGAGCAGGGGAACAAGGGAGUGGUGUACGGUGCAACACGGGGAAGAGGAGGAGGGAAAGGCGGACGGGGAUGCAGGGCAGGAGGGGGAGGAGCAGAAGGGGCAGCAGGAGAAGCGGGCACGGCUGGCUUUUCAUGUUGCGAUGAUGAACAUGGAGUAUCUAUCCACCCUAUCCUACCAAAAACACUGCACCGCACAAUAUUGAUAGAAAAUUUGCAGGGUGAUUUCUUGCCAUGCCCUAUUACGCGUACUGUACUGGCAACUUGGAUAA